Haliotis rubra (blacklip abalone) is the source of this 2709-nucleotide messenger RNA. RefSeq names its product protein wech-like. The record is from RefSeq and is a predicted model, not a curated record. The transcript has 3 exons. Gene Ontology annotation, molecular function: zinc ion binding. Bases 493 to 2670 code for a protein of 725 amino acids. Lineage: Eukaryota; Metazoa; Mollusca; Gastropoda; Lepetellida; Haliotidae.
UUGAACAAAGACCCCUAACCGGGUUUUACAAGUGUGAAUACCUGUGGCUUAGAGUGACAUGGACAGUUUUGUGCCAGUCAGUAGAUGGGAUUUCGUGUUGUGAACGAGCCUCUCCAACAGCACAUUCUGACUGUGGGUCGGUCUUUGUAACCAUGUUACAGUGGUUUGCGGGUGGGCCUCGGCUGGUCUUGACUUUUCAGAUCUCAGACACUGCAGCUUUCUGGUUGUCAGAUAGCCGUUUGUACACCCUUACUGCCUCACUGCGAUGUCCUAGACAAUAGAAAUAUUUGCUAUUUACACACCUUCAACAAAGUGUUUUGAGUAAAUUCUGUAGAUUCCAAGAUCAUAUCACAUCCAUAUUUCCGUUUUAACAAGAGAUUAGAAUAAUUAAAUAUACUUUUUAUUAUGAGCCUUGUGGGAGCAUUAUUGACAUAUAUACCCUUCAAAACAUAUCACGUACCAUAGACUACAAGUAACUAAAGAUUUACAAUAAUGAACCCACAAAUCAACGAAAAGGCCGACUUAGACUCUUACCUGCUUGUCGGGCUAAAGCCCUUUAUGUGUGUCAUAUACACAGAAACGUCCUUCACGUCAACAAAGGGCAAUUCGCGCCCAGCCGAGAGAACCCUUACGGAAAAGGUCGAGUUCAACCGAAUACGACAAACCACACGAACACACAGCCACCGGAAAGGCACAAACUGCAUGUGUAUCUUACAGAUGGCGACCGCCGGGCUAGAGAAGAAAGUAAAGGAUAAUUUCCUGACGUGCUCCAUCUGCUUCGAGAUGUACACAGACCCGUGUACACUGAGGUGUGAUCACACAUUCUGCAGGAAAUGUAUCACCUCAUACAUCCAAACCAGACCAGAUGCUGUACAGUCCAAGACCAUCCCCUGUCCCUGCUGUCGACAAGACACCAAGGUCCCCCACCCCAGCAGGCCGGUGGAGGAGUGGGCGGGGCAGAUCAAAGCCAGCAUUGUGAUACAGGGGCUGAUUGACACCUAUAGGUCCGAUGUCGCUGUGCAAGAGACCUCGAGCACCUGUUGUACGAUCUGUCAGCAACUAGGGGAGACAACUCCAGGGGCCUUGUGGUGUCCUGAGUGUGAGGUGGCCCUGUGUGACAAAUGUGUGAAGACACACCGGGUGACCCCUACUUCAUUGAACCAUGACCUGUGUGAUCUGUCGUCUAGGUCAAAGGUCAAACGGAUGAUCAAGUGUACGGAACACAAGAGUAACCGUGUUGAGUUCCACUGUCAAGACUGUGGGAAGGCUGCCUGUCAGACAUGUUGUAUCAUCUACCACAGAGCUUGUAAAACUGUCGUCACCAUUGAGUCUAUGAAGCCAGGGAUGAAGGCAGCACUGAUGGAGAAGAGACUUGGCAUGGAGAAGAGACUGAAAGUGAGGUCGAAGAAAGUAGACAUACGAAACGAAAAACUCGAAAGUAAUUCUAGAAUCACAGAGUCAGCUCUUCAAAAUAUUAGGUUGAUCUGCCAGACAGCUAUUAGCAAGAUUAAACAGAAAGAAACACAACUCUUGGAUGAACUGAAUAACAUAUCACAGACCUACGCCGGCAAACUCCAAGCUGAUGUGAAGAUGGAAGAGAUCGAGAUGCAGAUGUACAGACAACAUUGUGAGUUCAUUGACCAGGCCUUGGUAUCGGGCUGUGAGAUGGAUCUGUAUGACGCGUAUCAGGUCUGGGAGUCUGGAGCUGUAAAGAUGGAGGAUGUCAGGGAUACAGAGGCAGCAGACAUCCGGAGAAUAGAAGACAUCAUCUUUACACCAGACACUGACAACGUCCUGAAGGUCCUAGAUAACCUACAGUUGGGGAAGACUGACGUCACAUACCAGGAUCAGGGUACAUGUCUGCCAUCUCUAGUGCUGGUUGACACGAGAGAUGGGAGGGUGUCGGGUGAUGAUGGGGAGCCUUACCUACAAGACGUGACAGUUCUGGUUGUAGAUGGUGUACAGACAUGUGUUGUUACCGACUAUAAUAACAAGUGCGUGAAAUCUUUCUUCACAAGAAAUAAUCAUUCAAGCCAUAGUAAGCUUCCCCUGGGUAACUCUCCAAAGGGGAUAACACAGUUGAAUGAGAAGCAGGUGAUGGUUGCUGUCCCUUUAUCCCUUCAGAUUGUAACAAUAGAAGUGACCCCUGACCUGGUGCUGCUCUCUACCACCAAAACACGUACCGGAUACGACAGUCUGGCUGUACUGAAUCCUUCCUGCCUAGCAGCAGGUACUAAGGAACGCAUGGAUAUCCUGGACAUGGCUGGACACGUGUUGAGAUCUGUCAUUACAGAAAAGAAAACGUUACUAUUUGCCUACCCUGACUACAUCUUCGUCACCAACAAGGGCAACAUACUCGUGUCUGACUACGGGAAGAAGUAUGUGACAUGUCUGACGUCAGAGGGGGAUGUUUUAUGGAGAUACGCCCCUGCCGGAGACAAGGCACUCAGCUACCCUUGUGGUAUCACAACUACCAGCACAGGAGACAUCCUGCUUGUAGACAGGGACACUUACAAGGUGAUACAGCUGACAGAGUCGGGGGAGUUUGUCAGGGAACUGCUCACGUUAGAAGAUGGCGGUGAGACAGGCAUGCGCGAUAUAUUUUGUGAUAAAUACGGUUUCUUAUUUCUAUGCACAGACACGGAAGUGAAAGAGUACGUGUUUGUCUGACAUAAAAAUCAAAAGAAUGAAAGUCAGUGCAGAGCUGUG